CCGCGUGUGCUCGCUGCUAGUGUGCAGGUCAGUGAGGAGCUCUAAAAUACAUUAUUUCCUGCACUGUUUCUGCUCUUCUCCAACUGCACACGGUAAAAAUAUCCUCGGUUAUCAGACCGGUAAGAAUCGUGGAGUUUGAGCACAAGUGGGCUUGGUAAUGGAGUUUAGAGCUGGGAGAUGAAAGAAAUAAUAAUGAAUCAAGAAAAACUUGCCAAACUUCAGGCACAAGUCCGCAUUGGCGGCAAGGGCACCGCUCGCAGAAAGAAGAAGGUCGUGCACAGAACUGCAACAGCAGAUGACAAGAAACUUCAGUUCUCCCUAAAGAAACUAGGCGUCAACAACAUCUCUGGUAUCGAAGAGGUGAACAUGUUUACGAACCAGGGGACAGUGAUCCACUUCAACAACCCCAAAGUGCAGGCCUCCCUGGCAGCCAACACCUUCACAAUCACUGGCCACGCCGAAACCAAGCAGCUGACAGAGAUGCUGCCCAGCAUCCUCAACCAGCUGGGAGCAGACAGCCUGACAAGCCUCCGGAGACUGGCUGAGGCUCUACCCAAACAGGCUGGAGAUGGAAAAGCACCAAUUGCCCCCAUAGAGGAAGAGGAUGAUGAUGUUCCAGAUCUGGUGGAGAAUUUCGAUGAGGCUUCCAAGGAUGAGGCAAACUAAAGAAAAAAAACAGACCUUCAGGAAUCUCAACAGGACUUGACUGGGUUGGAUAGGGGCACUAGGUGUUUUUUUUUCCUUCUUGAUUUUGAUUUUUUUUUUCUUGCUACCUGACUCAAAUGCUUUUUUUGUGCACUGUGGUGUCCGUGUCCAGUUUGAGUCAGUGAGAGAUUUUACGGGUUGUCUGAGGUUCGUUGCUCUUCAUUCUCUUCAGCUGUUUCUUCCAUGUUACUGAACCUGAUUUCUUUGCAGUCUGGCUGAAACCAUAUCUGGAAUAAACAUUUUGCUAUUGUCAA
Molecule: messenger RNA, 959 nt
Organism: Oncorhynchus tshawytscha (Chinook salmon)
Lineage: Eukaryota; Metazoa; Chordata; Actinopteri; Salmoniformes; Salmonidae
Gene: btf3
Product: basic transcription factor 3
Exons: 6
Coding region: 178-666 (162 amino acids)
Cellular component (GO): cytosol; nascent polypeptide-associated complex
Source: RefSeq, a predicted model, not a curated record